This is a messenger RNA of Thlaspi arvense, 948 nucleotides long. NCBI's taxonomy places the organism in Eukaryota, Viridiplantae, Streptophyta, Magnoliopsida, Brassicales, Brassicaceae. The record is from the annotation of a GenBank genome assembly.
AUGAAGAACCAUAAGUUCAGCUUUUCAGCUAUGAUCCCAAGUGAAUGGUUCCACAAGCUCAAGAACAUGACCAGAACCAGAAAAAAACAUCCUCUUCCUUCAUAUUCCUUAAACACUGCAACCAAGAAUAAAACUUCAUCAGAGGCUAAGUAUCUUCCUCACUCUUCAAGCUCUUACUUCUCAAAUAAACCACACACUUGCUUAGAACCUAAGGUCCUUCAAAUUUCACCAAGAAACUCUCUUCACGUGAUACAGAGCAAAAGAAAGACUGUUUACAAGCCAUCUCCUCCUUCCACUUCUUCUUCUGUAUCUGCAGGUUCUAACAAAAAGAAGAUCAAAUUUCUUAGAGACCAAGAUUCUUCCGCUGCCUCUUCCAACUUGAUACUCAGUUCUUCUGCAGAUGAUAUCAACAUCGACACGAAUAACAGAGAUUUCCAGAAGAGAAUGUUCAGAGAGAUCAAGGUGUUUGAUUCAACGGAGAAAGCCUGUCCUGCAAGUAAAAGAACCAAGGAAUCUUUUAAAACCCAUCACCUAUCUGUCAAGGUUAGAAAUAAAGAGAAAGAAGAAGAUGCAUGUAGAAUCCAGAAGAAACAUCAGAAAAUACUAGUUUCUAGUGGAAGAAGAUCAUCAUCAAACUCUCCAAGAAUAAAACUCAGAGUGAGUUCUCCUAGAAUUCAAGUCUCAGCGCGUAGAAGCAAAUCGAGAUCGCAGAGCAUACAAGUUCUUGACAGUGUUGCGGUAAUCAAGAGUUCUGCUGAUCCCAAUAAGGAUUUCAGAGAAUCAAUGGUCGAGAUGAUUGAAGAGAACAACAUCAGAGCUUCACAAGAUUUGGAGGAUCUUCUAGCAUGUUACCUUUCAUUGAAUCCCAAGGAGUAUCAUGAUCUUAUCAUCAAGGUGUUCGUUCAAGUCUGGCUUGAACUCAUAAACUCUAAAUUUGCAUCGAAGUAA